GGACAGAUGGACGGUCUGCAGGCAGACGUUGAGGUGCUGAAGGCGGCGCUGGAGCGAAACAAGGAGGUUGUGUUGGAAAAAGAGAGAGAGAUGGUGAGGAAGGUGCAGUCGGCCCGAGAGGAGGAGUUCCACAAGAUGGCCGCCUUACACGAAGAGAGGCUGGAGCUGGAGAACCGCCUGGCAGUGUUGGAACAGCAGAGGGCGCUGCAGGACUCGUCGGAUCAGACACUGAAGGAGGAGUGGGAGGAACGACUGCGCAGCGCUCAGCAGGGAGAGGAGUCGCUCCGCAGAGAGCUGCAGAACCUCAGAAACAAACUGCAGCAUCAGAGUUCACAGCUAGAGGAGCGAGAGAGACAGAAAGCAGAGAUUAUUGAGCUGCAGCAGGUGAGUCUUUUUGUUCUUUUCUUUGUUUUGAGUUGUAAUGGAUUUGAUUUCUACCCUGAAUAUUGUUUGAGACAACAGCAGAACCAAGAGCUCAGUGUCCAGCUGGGGGCGCUGUCACGCUCUGAAGGCGAGCUGAUGGACGCCAACCGGAGACUGAGGGAGACUCUGGACAGAGUGAGGGAGGAAGCGCGGGCGACCCGGGCCCAGGUGGAGCGGAGCCAGCAUGAGGCAGAGAGGUGCGGCCGCUCGCUCUCUGCCGCUUCCUGUGGGUGCAAUCUUUAGCUGCCUCCACCAAUUCCUAAUCGAUUCAUAUUAUAAAUACUUUAUUGAUCUGACAGGGAAACUAAAUGUUGCUGUAACUCAAUAUAUUCAUGAUUCUUUACAGAGUUAUUACAAAUGGUAAUGGCUGUGGGAAGGAAGAAUCUCUUGUAGCAGUCAGUAUUACAGCAAACUGAAAAGGCCUCUGACUGAAGACACUGUUUCUACGAGAACCUCAUGAAGAGGAAGGCUUCAUGAGUUCCUCUUCAUGAGGAACUCUGAUUGGGUCAUGAUUGGGUCUCUUUAACACGUUGAACAAAUUAAACUAUUACUUAGAACCUAAGUUCACCAACAGUAUGAAUG
This is a messenger RNA of Poeciliopsis prolifica (blackstripe livebearer), 1005 nucleotides long. RefSeq names its product centrosomal protein of 83 kDa-like. Bases 7 to 666 code for a protein of 219 amino acids. Gene Ontology annotation, cellular component: centrosome. The record is from RefSeq and is a predicted model, not a curated record. The transcript is spliced from 4 exons. Lineage: Eukaryota; Metazoa; Chordata; Actinopteri; Cyprinodontiformes; Poeciliidae.